Molecule: messenger RNA, 1041 nt
Organism: Cladocopium goreaui
Lineage: Eukaryota; Dinophyceae; Suessiales; Symbiodiniaceae
Source: the annotation of a GenBank genome assembly
AUGGGUCGCACCCUGCAGUGGAACUCGCUGAUCGUUUGCUUGGUGAACUUCUUAGCUAUCAUCGGAAUGGCCAAUGUACAAGCAAGAGCGGUGGAGUGCGUAAGCCUUCAGGUCUCUCCCUUGAUCGGUGGGAUGAUCGACGCCUUCCUGGGCAAAUCCGUGGAGCAGAUCAUGGCCAUCCAGUGCUUACGCGCAGGGCUCCCGGAAGUGCUUAAGGCGAAUCUCAUGGGAUCCCUACACUGGUGUUUGCUUCUGGUCCUAGGGCAGUCCAUCAUGACAGCAGGCUUCAAGAAGAAGAUGCUGGAAUUCAACGUCGAUGGCGUUUCCGCGCAGAUGUCCUCGCAGGUUGUGGCCUCUAUCAGCAUGGUUUUGCCCACCAUGUUCGGCUCCGUCCCUGGCGUCACGCCCGACGAUGUGUUGGUCCUUUCCAGAGUCUGCGCCUGUUUUCUGAUCUUUCUGUACUUGUCCUUCAUCUAUUUCCACCUGAAGACACACAAGGACUCUUUCCAGCAUCACACUGAGGGCGAAGUGGAGCUGGAAGACAAGCCCUUGACCACCGAGGACAUUGAACUCAGUCAGCUGUCCCUGACCUCCUCGGUGAUGCUCAUGGUGGCCAGCAUCUUGGUGGCCGCCUUCAACUCGCAGGUCUUGGUGGACCACCUGCAGGAUCUGUCGAAAACCUUUGGGGUGCCUACGAAGUUCAUCGGAGCCACCCUCCUGCCUAUCCUUGGAAACACGGCUGAGCACAUCGCCUCAGUGUGGCACGCAGAGAGGGACGAGAUCGAUGUCGCCUUGUCCAUCGCCAUUGGCUCGGCGACGCAGAUCGCUCUCUUCGUGGUGCCUUUGUCAGUCCUCUGGGGCUGGGUUAUUGAUCGACCCAUGUCUUUAAACUUCACAAGGUACGACUCAGCCGUGAUGUUGCUGGGUACCUUCCUGGUGGCUCAGAUGCUGCAACACGGCGUCUCCGUUUGGCUACACGGGGCGAUGUUAAUGAAUGUCUACCUGAUGAUAGCGGUGAUCAGUUAUUUCGAACCCAACUGA